AUGGUCGACCUGAACAACUCGCCAAAGCCGUCCAAACCGCUGCCGCAAACGGCGGGCGACGCGCUCAAGUACAGUCCUCUGAUGCCGUUCAUGCCGGUCGGAAAAGCACAUGUGCCUGUUCCGCGAAUCCACACAACCAUUCCCGUGGUGCUGGAGGAGUAUCCCGCUGACGUGUCCCAUCGCGCCGAGCGGAUUGCCGCUGCGGUGAACCAGCCUGGGGCCAACGAGGACUUCACCAACCGGCUGCUGUUGCAGACAACCACGGCGCUGUUCCAGCAGGACAUGAGCUAUCUGCGGUUCAAGGGCGACGAGUACGUGUUGGGCAUUGGAAAGGCCGACGGUGAGCCCGAGCAGACCGGCUCCCGUCUUCCUGUGAAUCUGAGUCCGUCAAGUACAUAUCUGGCCGAACGGCUGCCUCUGCAUCAGGCUGCCCAACAUGUCACCACCCCCAGAGUGUCCAAGCUCAGUCAGUCGUUUAUGGACGCGGAGGAACCGUGGACACAGACUCAGUCGCAGGCUCAGUCGCAGACUCAGACACAGGUUCAGACACAGGCUCAGACACAGGCGCAGACACAGGCGCAGGCGCAGGCGCAGGCGCAGACCCAGGCGCAGACCCAGGCGCAGACGCUGGAAUCCCAGCACCCGCUGCAACAAGGCCAACCGCCACAGGAGUCACUCCAACAUGGUCAACCGCCACAGCAACAACAAAAUGUGCCAACUCCACCAGCACCGCCACAACCUCCAAGAGCCCCUCCUCCAACACACACGGUGGCAUCUCUCACACCACAAAAGGUGCAGGACAUGGUGGAAAAGUCAAUGAUGGGACUGCUGGAGCAAAUCUUCGAGGCGGACGACUCAGCAGAAUCAUACGACUACGACUUUGACGCUCUUCCCGACAAGAAUCUCUGGCAGCGGCCAAUCAAGCGCUCCCUUCUGCCUCUUAGCACCAAGACAUUAUUGCAGCUACAGGACACUCUACGACGGGCUGUUAGCCGGGAAUUCUUUGCCAAGGUCGAUCUGGACGAUCUGCUGCGGCUGGAACGGAUCUGCACCCGGUCUCUCAGUCAUAUGAAUGCCAUUGAUCUGAGUAUACCUCUGGCUGAAAAGAGCGACCGUGACAUGGCUAAUCUGGUGGAGGCAGCCACCAACUCGCUCCGAGCAGCAGACGUGGUACUACGGAUCGUAAACUCCCCCCGACAAGAAAACCAGCUGUUUUCGGAGAACAUUCUCUCGUCUGUGGCCGAGGAUCUGUCUACUAUCACAGAGCAUCUUCUGCUUCCAACUGUGGGCAAGACCGCAGAGGAGUGUGGUUCGCAACUAGCCAGCUGGAGACAGAAUUUGGAAAGCACAGUUGCCACCACCAUGAGGGUUCUCGACCUGUUUUGCAAAUCCAUAUACCUGCGACCUCUGGACGAAUCGAUCAUCACAAAAAUCCUCUUCAUGGCUGUCAAGAUUCUGUUCAUGGAGUCAGCGACUGGUGGAAAAGGCUCAAUCUACAUGCUGUCACCCUUCGCUGUCGAGUCUUUCCGAUCUUCUGCUAUGGAAGUGCUUGCCGUCACGUUUGCAUCGUUUCCUGACCAGCAGGGAUUCAUUUUGGACGAGAUUCUGACCUCCAUGCAGAAACUACCCUCCACCAAAUCGCAUGCACGACAAUUCAGAGUGGGAAACGUGUCGAUCCAAACCGUCUCGGCUCUUCUGAUGCGUUUGAUUGGCUCCUGCGGAGGUUACAAGUUCACCUUUGAUCCAAACACUAAGCUGACACGUGAAUCGCCGGCUGUCAAGCAAUUUGAAGAGGCCUGUGAACAAGCUACAGCCAACGCACGCUCUUCCGCAACCAACGCCGUUCAUUACCUCAUCGACAAGGCGUCCAAGACCGCAAAAUCAAGCGAGUCGCCUUACAGAGCACUGCUGGAUUUGUUUGUUGAGGAUUUCAUUAACGUGUACGGUCAACUGGACUGGAUUUCCGGCGAGCUGAUUCUGCACACGUUUGUGCGCGUGUGUUCCGACUUUCUUUCUGCUCCAGAGAAACAGCAGCCUCCUGUCGCCGUUCUCACACUCUGUAUGGACAUUCUGGGAACUAUUGGGUGCCAUGUGCUGUCGUUUCGCAAAAAGUGUCUCGAACAGGCUGGGAUCACACGCGAGGAAGGUGUCGAAGACCUGCAACAUCUCGCCAUGUCCGCGCAUUACGUUCUUCGUACAUUGAACGACGUGCAAACUAGCAACCCGUUCCAAGAAACCGUUCGCAAAUACUUUGUUUCCCAAUGGGGCAACAUCCUGGGCGGCUACCAUGACAAUGAAGACAAGGAUGUUGUUGAACUGGCACAAAAGAAGCUCUUUCGGCUUGCUGCAUCGUGUUCUGAGAACGUGGACAUGACCAAGAGCAUGACCGAUGAGAUUUCUUCUAGAACUAACGAUUCUCUUGAUUCUGCCAACGACAUUUCUCGAAUCCUUUUGCAUAUGCCACUUGCAGAGUCCUACAAUACCAUUCUGGCCACCAUAUGCCAUUCUUUGGAGCAAUCGAAAAUCCAAAUCCGAAGCAGAGCUCUUAAAUCACUAACCACUCUGUUGAGUUACGAUCCCAAGAUUAUGCGGCUCCCAUUCGUAGCCAAUUCGUUAAAAUCUCGACUCGUUGACGCCUCAGCUUCUGUCAGAGACGCCGCAGUGGAGAUUGUGGGCAAGUAUGUGCUGCUACAACCCACCAAGACUACGCAGUACUUUGAGUCCCUGUUCGAGCGAGUGUCAGACAUGUCCUUAGGAGUCCGUAAGCGAGUCUUGCGGCUUCUUCGAGAUUUGUAUGCAACUAAUGUUGACAACUCUGUCAAGUUGGAGAUUAUCGAAAAGCUGCUGUAUCGUACCGAGGACGAGGAGGAGUCCGUGCAAGAACUGGCGACCUCCACACUGAAGGAAAUGUGGUUCAUGGUUGCCAAGCUUGAAGAUGCACAGAGCAUGGUAGCGACUUUGAAGAAGAGUGAGCAGCUGGCCCAGUACCUAGCCCGCUUCCUCGACUCGAUUUUCAACCCGUUUUUGCAUAAAGAUCCCAUUCCCGAAGCCACGUUGCAGGUUGGAACGCAGUACAUUUCUCUGCUAGUCAAGCAUGUGGUUGGAGACGACAAUCCUGUCCAGACCGAGUCGUAUCUGGAGCUUCUAGGAUACUUUGUGGAGGCCAAUGUGUUGUUCAUCUCUCAGAACCAGCUCACGUCACUGAGAGGAUACAUUUCGGCGGAUGUUAAAGACCUGUCUACGUACCACGUGCUCAAAAUCUUCGAGACUGCUGUUGUUUCGUCUCGCAUUGAGUUUUCCGACGAGCUUCUCAAGGAUAUUGAAACUUCCAUGCUCAAGAAGCUCACAAAGUUCAACGUUAAGGAGCUCUCUGUGGCUGUUCCGUGUCUCUGGGCUGUUUGUUCAAAGCGUAAGGAUACCAAGAAGAUCGAGACCGCCACAUUAUCCUGCGUCAAGGCACUUCUGCCGCACGUGCAGCAUCUCAAGGCAGGAAAGUUGAUGGAGGCACCAGCAGACCCGAAAUUUAAGCGUCUCAUUUACCUGGUUGGUACUCUUGGCCGGUACUGCAAUUUCGACGACGCCAAGGCUCUUUUCCAGAAACUGUUGGGACCUCACGUCUCAGGUAAGCCCGAAAAGUCCGAGGAGUUCAUUGCAGGCUUGUUUCUUCUCUUCUGCAACCCCAAGCUCGCGUCUCAGGAGAUUGUGCGUCUUUCUGUCCGUAACCUGCUUUCCGUGUGCAUUGGCUUCCCCCAGCUGUUUAUGCUUCCUGGAGUCAUUUCGUGUCUGGAUAUGGCUCUGGAAGGCGACGAAGAGCUGCAGAAUAUCGUUCUGAAGCAGUUUUCGGCAUUCUUAGAGAACGAGGAGCAAAUGGCGACGAAGGCGGGCCUCAAGGGCGCAGGUAACACGGAUGCUUCUGGACAGGUGGAUAUCGGAGUCCUACACGGAACCACAUCCAAGUUUGUCAACGAUGGAGUCUGUGCGUCCAUUGUGCAGCGGUAUCUCAAUUCCAUUCUUCAAAUUGCAGUUCUUGGCACCGGUGCUCACUCCAUUAGUGCCAUUCUGCUGCUGGAAAAGGUGUCGCAUCAGGGAUUUGCCAAUCCUCGACUUUUGAUGACGACCACCGUGGCUCUGGAAGCCAGUCCCGUUUCUCUAGUGGCUUCUAAGGCCCAAAGUAUUCACCGCCUGUUUCACGAGAAACACGAGUCGUUGAUUGAUGGCACCUAUGUGGAUGGAAUAGGAGCUGCCGCAGACUACUUGCGACGGCUUCAGGGUCCCAAGCUUGCUCAGGGAAGUGGCUAUCUGGAUCGGUUUUUCAACGUCAUUAAGGGUUCUAGAUCUUCCAGAAGAAAGCUUUUUCUGAACAUGACCCGAGCUCUGGAACUGGACGAGACCCAGACAAGUGAAGAGGAUAUCACCAACCGCUUGUGGACGGUGGUUUUCCUGUGUCGAGCUCUGUCAACAUUGGAGUUGUCCACGGUUGAAGAUGCCCACAUGAUUGUUCAUUCUCUCAACUCUGCUGUCUCCAAGUCUGGCGAGCUCACCAACGCUACGGUUGCCGUUACCGUUCAACUCAUGGCUGCGUUGCGACGGUUCAUCAAGAUGGCCUACUCUCUGAGUGAUGCGAAAUGUGCGAUUUACGCUCCUGCCCGAGGUGGCCAAAUUGGGCUGAAGGAGCUCAACAAGCAAGCUAUUCGGUCCAUGCAAGCGCCUUCCACGGGCCUGGAGUUUACUGAUACGUUCCUGGACUUCAACUACAACUACGACGACCCUGAGCGGAACGCUUUCAUUUGCCAGCAGGUGCGUCAGAUGCUACAGAGUGAAGCCAGUGACGAGGUCCAUGAGGAGGAAGAGCCAGAAGCGGAGAUGAAUUCAGAGAUGGAUAUGCCGUUGGAUGACGGUCAGCGUAUGGGCGACCCGCAGAAUCAGAUGCAAGAUGUGCAGCAUCGAUACCCACAGAUGCCGCAGUACACACAGCAUCCACAGCUUCCACCGCAUCCACAGUACUCACAGUAUCCACAGCAUGUACAGUAUCCACAGCUUCCACAGCUUCCACAGCAUCUACAGCAUCUACAGCACUCCCAACACUCCCAGCCUCCUCAGCACGUACAGCACCCCCUACACCCCCAGCACCCCCACCCCCAGCACCCCCAACACCCCCAGCACCCACAUCAAAACACGGACUUUGAGCCUCCGAUGAAAAAGUUCAAGGACGCGUAA
This is a messenger RNA of Yarrowia lipolytica CLIB122, 5217 nucleotides long. RefSeq lists its product as uncharacterized. The record is from RefSeq and is a predicted model, not a curated record. Lineage: Eukaryota; Fungi; Ascomycota; Dipodascomycetes; Dipodascales. Gene Ontology annotation, cellular component: Scc2-Scc4 cohesin loading complex. Gene Ontology annotation, biological process: establishment of mitotic sister chromatid cohesion; regulation of gene expression; establishment of protein localization to chromatin. Gene Ontology annotation, molecular function: chromatin binding.